AAACCUUCAUCCAAGAUAGCAACCGAUUUUACCGGUAUGUAAUCACUUCUGCGGUUGCGUUAGUUACGUCGUCAAAGCAAGGGAGCGUGGUACGAUGUCUGUUCGACUAAUAUUCUUACUCCCACUUUGCCAACUGUCAGCAGAUGCUGUCUUGGUUUUCACACCAGCUCCAUCAUUUUCAUCUACUGGAUUUAUCAAAAACUCAGCUGCAUUCACAACAUUUACUUGUGCAUCUCAGGAAACUGAUGGCAGCUUUCCUACUACAUCAACUAUUAAAGUAGAGUUUGUAUUGCCUGAUGGUAGUGUAUUACCUUUGGGAAUGAGUGGAAAUGGAAAAUAUUUAGUUGCCAACAACUACCUGUCAAUCAUAAGAACAAAUACUGCUACUUUGGUUACUACAAAUCCAGUAGCACUAGAUACAGGAAACUACAAGUGCAUAGCAUCAACAACACCACCUACAACUAAUAUCACUGCUAUUGCCAGACUGGAAGUAAAAGCUGCGCCUAAAGUUGAAUCGUUUUGCAAUGCUGGAGGUAAAAUUUAUGUGUGUACUGGAAUGAAUCAAAUAUCUAACUGCUCAGCAUCUGGUCUACCAUACCCUGAUGUUAUGAUAAGUGGACCGCACUCAUCUGUCUUGUCACCAAACAUUUCUAGAAUCACGUUGAAUCCUGUGAUACAAAAUGAUUGUGGGAUAUACAAGUGCAAUGCUACUAAUAGACACAAAACAGUUAGUGAAAUGUGUACAGUUGACAUUGGAGCCCCCACCUGCUGCCAAGCUUUCUGUGAUACCAGCUAAUGGUCUUGUCCAAGAGAAUGAUGACUUAAUUUUGACUUGUUCUACUACUGGUCUUCCAUCUCCCAAUAUUUUUUGGUUUGAGAAUGGAAUUGAACAAAGAGAUUGGAUGAACAUGAAAACUGUCGCAUUGAAAGCAGUUGUGAGACACAAUGGAACAUUUCAGUGUGUAGUCAACAACA
Messenger RNA from Corticium candelabrum, 975 nucleotides. Its product is annotated as immunoglobulin superfamily member 10-like. The record is from RefSeq and is a predicted model, not a curated record. The transcript has 4 exons. Lineage: Eukaryota; Metazoa; Porifera; Homoscleromorpha; Homosclerophorida; Plakinidae. Bases 95 to 796 code for a protein of 233 amino acids.